GUCUCCGAUCAUUGAGGCAGGCAGGGGCUACUGAUUUAUAAUAAUACUCUGCUUUCACUCGUCUGUUAAGUGUUCAGCAACAAUGUCUUCGGUUCAACCUAUUCCUGCCGAUACGUACAAGUUAGGGUUCAUCGGAGCCGGUAAAAUGGCGGAGAGUAUAGCCAAAGGCGCCAUCAAAUCCGGUGUUCUCCCCGCUUCUCGUAUUCAAACUGCUCACAAAGGAGCUCGACGUGCUGCUUUCGAAUCCAUCGGCGUCAGUGUUGCCCAACACAACAAUCAGGUUGUUGAAAACUGUGAUGUGGUGAUUUUCUCUGUCAAGCCACAAGUUGCUAAAGAUGCUAUUUCGCAGCUGAGACCACUCCUAUCUGAGAAAAAGUUACUGGUGUCGGUAGCUGCUGGUAUCAAAUUGAAAGAUCUUCAGGAAUGGGCUGGUCAUGAUCGCUUCAUUAGGGUAAUGCCAAAUACCCCUUCUGCUGUAGGUGAAGGAGCGUCUGUUAUGAGUUUGGGAGCAGGUGCAACACAAGAAGAUGGUGAAAUAAUAGCCAAGUUAUUUGGAGCAGUGGGUAAAGUUUGGAAAGCUGAGGAGAAACUGUUUGAUGCAGUCACCGGCUUGAGUGGGAGCGGUCCAGCAUAUAUAUAUUUGGUGAUCGAAGCUUUGGCUGAUGGAGCUGUAGCUGCAGGUUUACCACGGGAACUUGCACUUGGUUUAGCCUCUCAAACCGUUCUGGGAGCAGCAUCUAUGGCUACCCAGACAGGGAAGCAUCCAGGUCAGCUUAAAGAUGAUGUAACUUCACCAGGCGGAACCACCAUAGCCGGAGUUCACGAGCUCGAGAAGUCUGGUUUCCGUGGGAUACUGAUGAAUGCGGUUGUCGCUGCUACAAAGCGCAGCCGCGAGCUUUCUCAGAAUUAGUUCUUUUAUGUAUUUCUCGACAUGCAUUAAACAAGUUGACAUUGUCAGCCAUUGUUAGUUUACAUGGCCACAUUUAGUGGAGUUAUGCUAUUCUGAUUACUAGAAAUAUA
Messenger RNA from Helianthus annuus (common sunflower), 1020 nucleotides. Its product is annotated as pyrroline-5-carboxylate reductase. NCBI's taxonomy places the organism in Eukaryota, Viridiplantae, Streptophyta, Magnoliopsida, Asterales, Asteraceae. The transcript is spliced from 7 exons. Gene Ontology annotation, molecular function: pyrroline-5-carboxylate reductase activity. Gene Ontology annotation, biological process: L-proline biosynthetic process. The record is from RefSeq and is a predicted model, not a curated record. Bases 83 to 910 code for a protein of 275 amino acids.